UACACCGAUACGGGCGAAUUUUCAUGGAUGUGAGCCCUCUACGUUUAUCAUUACACGCUGGGGGGCUUCUAUCAGCUUGCGCUUUCAUCUUGCAUGCAACGAUCAUUGCUUUCUCACAGACAAACCACUUAUUAUUCCUUGCCGCUUUCGGACAUUUCAACUUCAUUUUGUCUAAAUUUAUUUCAUUUACGAUGGAUGAAUGGGUAGAUGAUGUCCGUCAUUGGCCUAAAUUGGAGUUUCAAGAUAUCUACGACUACUUUGUUACCAUGCCAGCUUGUGACAACCAGCCGAAUCAAAAUUUUCGCAGCAUUAGUGAAGGUAUAAACUAUCUGCAUUCAGGAUGGGUUGGAGUCGUGAUGCAUAAGAUGUCUGGGCAAAACGUGAUUCUACGCUGUCAAGUACGAUAUUCACAGACAAUUGGCAACUACCAUCAAGUAGAAGUGACCGUGAACCGGAAUGAAAGUAAGAUUGUAGCGGUUAAGUGCGACUGCAUUGCAUCAGAAGGACGAUGUUGUAGCCACAGUGCUGGAUUGGCUUUCAAGGUGCAUGAAGCGAACAAGAAAGGCUUUAUCGGCGUAGCGUGUACUGAUGUAUCCUGCAGUUGGAACCGCAGCACGCAGCAGAAUGUUUUACCGGACACGGUUCUAAACAUUCGCACGAACACCAAAACUUCGAUGGCCAACACAGUGUUAGCUUUUGAGACAGAUGAGCUCCUAUUGGCCCAUCUCAACCAGCCACACAUGCAGAGUUUGUAGUCUGUUCCCGGGACGAUUCUUCACCAUAUGCAGUCGGCCAAGCCACAAUCGUCUCAUUCUGAUCGGGUCAGGCCAACAGCUGAAGUUGUUGACCAUGGAAAUCAUGCUAUACCACUGGAGUGUGCUCCAUGCAGAAAGCUGUUUGAGGGGUAUGUGCAGCUGACAGAAACACAGGCGAAAUCCCUUGCUGAAAAAAAACUGUUAACCAAAAAUCAGCACUCUGGACUUCGCAAAGAAAACUGCGAAUCACCAGUAGUUCAGCCGCAAGUGUACCGAAACGUCAGGAAACGGAUCCAUCCAAAUGGAUAAAAAACCAUCUAGAUCCAACUUUCAGAGGAAAUGCAGCGACAAUUCAUGGACAACAGCAUGAAGAUAUUGCUAGGAAGCAAUUUGAGGAGGAGACAGGGUGUCAUGUCGACCAAGUUGGUCUUCUAGUGAGGCCAGAGGACAGUUGGUUAGGUGCCAGCCUUGACGGUCGUAUUGAUGAACAUUCAAUCCUAGAA
Molecule: messenger RNA, 1258 nt
Organism: Strongylocentrotus purpuratus (purple sea urchin)
Lineage: Eukaryota; Metazoa; Echinodermata; Echinoidea; Camarodonta; Strongylocentrotidae
Exons: 2
Coding region: 24-755 (243 amino acids)
Molecular function (GO): zinc ion binding
Source: RefSeq, a predicted model, not a curated record